Molecule: messenger RNA, 3337 nt
Organism: Argiope bruennichi
Lineage: Eukaryota; Metazoa; Arthropoda; Arachnida; Araneae; Araneidae
Product: zinc finger protein 708-like
Exons: 1
Coding region: 323-1213 (296 amino acids)
Biological process (GO): regulation of transcription by RNA polymerase II
Cellular component (GO): nucleus
Molecular function (GO): DNA-binding transcription activator activity, RNA polymerase II-specific; RNA polymerase II cis-regulatory region sequence-specific DNA binding
Source: RefSeq, a predicted model, not a curated record
AUUUUGUUGUAUGGUGGUCUGGUUCAAUUUCUUAACUAACUGAUUUUCAAAUCGAAACAUUUAAAUUUGAUUUUUUUAACGUAGAAUGAUUCCGGAAUGUUUAAUAAUAUAACGUUUGGCGCGUUCUCCUGUAAGAUGAGAAUUUUAUUUACUUUGCAAAAUUUCUUGGAAUAAUGGAUACGAAUAAUCCGAAAGGUGUAUUGUGAGCAAAGAUGUGGACAGUAUACAUUAAAUAUAUUUAGUCGCUACUUACGUAACAUAUCUAUAUCUAUAAUUAUCUAUUUAAUUUGUAUUUUCGUAACUUCUUGUUAAAAACUAACGAAUGAUGGAAAAACCUUUUGUGUGUAGCAUUUGCAACAAGUCAUUUUCUCGUGUGUAUUCGCUUAAAACCCACUGCCUUAAUCACUCAGGAGAUCAACCAUACCAGUGCAAAGUUUGCGACAAAAAAUUUACGUUACAAUCAAAACUUAGGAAACAUAGUGUAGUGCAUUCUGAUGAAAGACCACAUGUGUGUGAAGUGUGCCAGAAAGGUUUUUCAAGAGCUGAUACUCUUAAGGAACAUUUACUUACUCACACCGGUGAAAAAAGGCAUGUUUGCUCUUAUUGCCAAAAGCGUUUUACUACUGCAUCUCAUUUGAGAUUGCAUGUUAACAUUCACAAGGGAAUAAAACCUUACAAAUGUGAGGUGUGUGGUAUAAGUUUUUCCCAGUCGGGUAGUUUAAAAACACAUCGAUUGAAACAUGAAGGGAAUGAUACCAAGCAAAACAUUCAUAUAUGUGAAAUAUGCGGAAAAUGUUUUAGUCGGAAAUCUCUUUGCAAUAGACACAUGGAAAUUCAUUCCAAUGAUAAACUUUACAAAUGCGAAUUAUGUGGAAAGUCUUACUCUCGUUCAGAUUCUUUGAAAUCUCACUACUUAACUCAUACCAAAGAGGUGCCUUUUUCUUGUGAUUUAUGUUCCAAGACAUAUUCUUCUCAAACCAGUUUAAGAUUUCAUUAUAGAAAACACACUCAAGAAUUUCCAUAUGUUUGUGGAAUUUGCAAUAAAGGCUUUACUAUCAAGAGUGUCAUGAAAAGACAUGAGCUUAUACACAAGAAUGAGAAAUUUCCAUGUAAUGUGUGUCAUAAAAAUUAUUCUGGUCUUGCAUCCUUGAAAAUUCACCAGUAUCGUAAACAUAGAGAAAAAACCCCUGAAAAAUGUGAAGUUUAUACUUAGUUUAACUUUUUACCUAUUCUGCUUGUGUGACAUACAUGCAUUGACUUAUCGUGAUUUUUAAUACUUAUUGCUAAAAAUUAAUAUAAGUUUUUGUAUGAAAUAUGUUAUCCAAAUAUAUAUUUUAGUUAUAUAUGUAUUAAUUUUUUUUUCUUAAUUCAUGUUUAGAUUAUUAAUUAUUUUAAACAAAUCUUAAAAUGGCUAAUCAGAAAUUUUAAAUGUAUUUUAUUUGAAUAUUCUUUCUUUUAAUCAAUACUUUAUUUUUCUUAUUUUAAAAGUUAAUAAGUUUAUUGGUUGCUCAUGUUUAGGUAGUACUGCAGCAUUCUAUUCAAUGUAAUGAUUUAUUAAAAUUACUAACUGCUAUCUUUAUUAUAUUAUUAUUAUGUUGUAACAAUUACAAAAAAUAUUCAUUUUUUUCACUCUCUCAGGAUUGGAAUACAUAUUGUAAAUAAAUCUAUAUACUAAAAUUCUAUAACUAGCAUCUUUAUCACAGUGUCUUUGCUACAUGUAUUAAGUUAUGCAUAGCUUUGAUAUUAAUUUGAGAUACUAUUUGUUGAGCUACUGUUUGUAGUUAUUCAAUUCAUAACUCUUAAACUUUUCGUAUUUGAAUAGGUAUACUUAUAGUAAAUUAAUCUACACACUAAAAUUUAUAACUGGAAAUUAUUUAGAUUUCUUUUGAGUUGAAGUAAAAGUACUAUUUUGAUAAAAAAAAAAAAACUUUUUAUCUGGAUUGUUCUAUUUCAAAAUCAUAAUCUAAAUGCUACUUUCCAACAUCAAAAAGAAUAGAAUCAUUUGAUAAUUACUACAAAUCAAGAUGCAUUAAUUCUGUUUGUAAUAAAAUUUCACGUACAUGAAUAAGGUAAAAAAUUUUAUCCAUUGUGCUUGAAACAAAAAUAAAAGAUGUAUUUAAUUGGCAGAUAAAUUUUUAUGUUAUUUUUAUGGUUAUUAUAAAUUACUAUGAUGGUUUAUGAUAUAGUUGAUACUCCUUAUUUUAGUAAUAUAGUAAAAUUUUUCAUAUAAAUGAAUAUGAAAAUGUAUUUCACUUAUGUAUAUUCUCGUGAUAUAUAUAAGUGAAAAUUACAGCACAAGGUGCUAUUUGUACAUUACCUUCCUACACAUAUUUUUUUUAUAUUCAACAAACAUGUUAUUAUUUUUGUUACUGAUAGUUGUUUUUAGCAUAUAAUAAUUCAUUUAUGUGCAAUUAUUUGUAAUAUAAUUUAAGAAUUCCCUUUUUCAAGUAUGUGUAUUUUUUGUUUAAUAUUUUUUUUCUUUUUCAUUCUAGAUUUGUUGUAUAUAUUAUCAUAUUUAAGCACCAAGUCCGAUUUGGCCUCUUUUUACAUUUAAUCUUUGAUAUUCAAUUUCAUCGAUAUGCUGGUGGUUUCAGAUAUGUGCAGAGGUGCAAUAAGACUGGAUAUAAUACUUUUGUUAUAUUUCUUGUACAUAUUUAUUGCAACCUGUAUUCUUUGUAUUCAUUUAAAAAGUCUUUCUCUUCAUUCAAUUGUCUGUGUUUCAUGUUCCUGUUUAAUUUCAUAAUAUUUUUUGAAAUUUUUUAGAGUAUGAUAAGCAAUAAGACUCAUAGAGUCCAAGCAAAAAGCAUAAUGCCAAUUAUUAAUGACUAAUCUAGUGCAAAUUUUUUUAUAAAAGAUAUUUAUGUAUUUAUAAAAUGCAAGUACAUAAAAGUAUUUAUUUAUAAAAAGUAAAGUAUUGUAUUAAAUAAUGUGUAUUGUUAUUAAAAGGAUUUUAUCUAGAAUGUUUAAAUAAUGAAUGAAACAUACGAGAACUGUUCUAUUUAGGAAAAUUCUAUGAUUGUGUUAAUAAACCAUAUGCAAGAUUUGCUCAAGCUUGUAAUUUUUAAUUAUUUUGUUAACUAACAGAUAAACAUAAAAAUAUCUUUUUCCCCUUUGUUCAAGUUUAUUGAAACAUGGCAAUUAACAUCUCUUUAAAGUAAUAUGUGUGUGUUUGUUUGUUUGUAAUAUUGGAAACUAAUGCAUCUGCAAUUAAAUAUUUUAAAAAAGUGGUAGCUUUCCCAUUAAAUUAUAAUUCAAAUUUGAUACUUGACCAAUUAUGUGAUGCUCUUUUUUUUCAUAUUCUUUAUUUAUUGAUUUGCUUGCCAAAUUCUUGUGGUUU